This is a messenger RNA of Hypoxylon trugodes, 1130 nucleotides long. RefSeq names its product HAD-like protein. The record is from RefSeq and is a predicted model, not a curated record. The transcript has 2 exons. The coding region runs from base 165 to 1022 and encodes 285 amino acids. Lineage: Eukaryota; Fungi; Ascomycota; Sordariomycetes; Xylariales; Hypoxylaceae.
CUUCAAAUCAUGAUGGAAAUUCGGACGAUGAUUUCCUACAACUCAUAUACUAUACAGAAUCAAUGAUUUAAUAUAGAGUCUAAAUUCUGUGAUAUUAAUCUGUUAUAGUAUUUUUAUUGCUAUUGUCAAAUGGUCUAAUGCCUGGGUAGUGUACAACUUCGGUGAUGGCAGCGCAAAAGCAACCAAAAGUGCUCUUAUUCGAUAUCGGUGGUGUCUGCGUCGUGUCGCCAUUCCAAUCCAUAUUAGACUACGAACUAAGUCUAGGAAUACCACCAGGAUGGAUAAACCACUCCAUCUCUAGAACCGCCCCCAAUGGUUUCUGGCACAAAUUAGAAAGGGGCGAAAUAACCCUAGACGAUGAAUUCUACGCUGGCUUCAACAAGGAUCUCCACGACCCGGUACGGUGGGACACAUUCUACAAGUCUCAACAAUCAAAAAACCCCAACCUCCCUAAAGAAGUUCCCCCGGUGCCAAAACUUGAUGGACGAUGGCUUUUCAACGACAUGAUGACUUCAUCAACGUCGCCAGAUCCGUGGAUGUACCCCGCUCUUAAGAACUUGAAGGCGAGCGGGAAGUUUAUUAUCGCUGCUCUUAGCAAUACUGUUAUCUUCCCUCCGGGCCACGCGUUAUAUCGAGAAGAUUUCUUCGCGGAGCCUUUGCGGAAGUUGUUCGACGUCUUCGUGUCAUCGGCGCACGUAGGAAUGCGGAAACCGGAGCCGAAGAUAUACGAGUAUGCGUUGAACGAGGUGGAUAAUUAUGCUAAAACACACGCUUCAGAGGAUCGAGGGAGGUUGUUGGGUUGGCGGGAUGGUGUGAGGCCGGAUGAUAUCGUGUUCUUGGACGACAUUGGUCAGAAUCUAAAGGCAGCUAAGACUGCCGGUUUUCGCACUAUCAAAGUGUCGUUAGGAAGGACGUUUGAGGCGGUAGAUCAACUUGAAGCCGCUACUGGGUUGAAAUUAGCUGGUGAUCAUCCUAGGAUACCUAUCAAGCAUAAGUUAGGAGGUACGAAUGCUAAAUUAUAGUUGGUCAAUUGUUAGGUGUAUUUUAUGAGGGCAGUGUAUUACACGUGGGUUAGGUUAAGAAAUGGUUAAUCUUAGGAGAUAAUUUCAUCGUAGUCUUUAUUUCUGCAU